Molecule: messenger RNA, 321 nt
Organism: Laetiporus sulphureus 93-53
Lineage: Eukaryota; Fungi; Basidiomycota; Agaricomycetes; Polyporales; Laetiporaceae
Exons: 1
Coding region: 1-321 (106 amino acids)
Source: RefSeq, a predicted model, not a curated record
AUGUUACUGACAAAAAUUGUUAAUGCAUUGACAGCCGGCGUGGAGAUCGGAGGACCAAUGGCCUGCUUGUAUCUUCUGAAACACAAAGAUCAUUACACUAACUACACUUUUAAUGUGUGCAUGUGGAAAAGUUUCAUAAAGCAGGUAUGUACCGCUUGGGACGAUGAUAAGCAAACCGGUGAAACAAAGAUAUUCACUGUUCCUGAGCCUCCAAAAAAAGUGAUAUUAACUCAAACUCGAGGCAAGUUUGUAGCGCUGUCUGCAGUAGACAAUUACAUAUAUAAACCUUCAAUCUUCGAAGGAACGUGCCUGUAUGAUUGA